Messenger RNA from Aspergillus welwitschiae, 957 nucleotides. Its product is annotated as NmrA-like family protein. The transcript has a single exon. The record is from RefSeq and is a predicted model, not a curated record. Lineage: Eukaryota; Fungi; Ascomycota; Eurotiomycetes; Eurotiales; Aspergillaceae. The coding region runs from base 1 to 957 and encodes 318 amino acids.
AUGGCUCCAACCAUCCUCAUCGUCGGCGCAACGGGCAACACCGGCCGAGCCGUAACAGAAACUCUCCCAACCCUUCUGAAAGCCAAUGAGAAUUUCAAGAACCAUCGCGUACUUGCCCUGACAAGAUCUCUCACCAGCCCUUCGGCCCAACAGCUUGCAAAAAUCCCUGGCGUCGAAAUCAUCGAAAAGAACUGGACCGAUAUUACCUCCGACUGGCUCAGGGAACAUGAAGUCGUCCGAGCCUUCAUCGCAUCUCACAAUGCGCCAAAUCAGUUUGCCGAGGAGUCUGCCUUUCACGUCGCCGCCCUUGGAGCCGGUGUCGAAUACGUUGUGCGCAUUUCCACCACCGCACCGAAUGUUCGUCCGGAUUAUGCUGCCUACUACCCGCGCACCCACUGGGCCAUUGAGGCGAUGCUUGGUUCGGCAGAGUUCAGCGCUUUGAAAUGGACUUCCCUUCAGCCAAACGUGUUUCUAAACUUCUACAUGGCCCUCUGUGCUGAGUACAUCAAGCAGUUUAAGCGGACUGGCGAACUGGGUCCGCUGAAGCUGAUGGCAUCCAAAGAUGCCCCUGUUGCGCCUAUCCACCCGGAUGAAGUCGGCGUGUUCGCUGCUCAUCUCCUGGCCUUGGAUAAUCCUAGCCCCCACAGCGGGGCAAAGUAUGUCUUGAAUGGACCGGAAGAUAUCACUGGCGAACAGCUUGUCGGCUUAGUGGAGCAACAUAUUGCUACGAAGGUGAAGGAUGUGAAAUACCAAGAUCUGAGCUUUUUGGAUGCGAUGCUGGGCAGUCAAUAUGAAGGAUCGGGUGAAUCUAUGACUGUUAUAAAGUCAAUCAAGUAUGCACCGUUGACCAUGUGGGAAGGGAAGUGCAAUGCUUCGACGACUAGCAAGGAGGUUUUGGACAUUGCUCCACCGAGACGGACGCCCACCGAGGUGUUGGAGGAUUUGCUGAAGGCGUGA